AUGGCCAAUCUGGGUGUUUUCGCAGGCGUCACAACACUCGUCGUUCUGCUCCUCACCUACGGCGUACCCCUCUUUCUGAAGGAGUACUUCCCCUGGCAGAGUCUCUACAAGCAGCGUCACGGCAGACCUACCGUGACUACAAAGUCGUACAAGGGACGUACUGCACUCAUCACGGGUGCGAAUGGAGCGUUUGGAUCGCGGGCGGCCAAGAUAUUUGCGGAGAGAGAUGUUGAGACGCUUGUGCUUGUUGAUGUGAGGGAUUGCAGUGGUGUGAAGGAGGAGAUUGAGAAGGAGUUGCGGGAGGCGGGGAAGCCGGUGCCCAAGAUUCUGGUCUGGCAGGCUGAUUUGAUGACGUUCAAGGGAUGUCAGGAACUUGGGGCCAAGGCGAAGGAGCUGGAGCAUCUGGAUCAUGUUUUGAUGACCGCGGGAAUUCUGGCGUUUAAUCGUCGUGAAUCGCCUGAGGGCUGGGAAACUUCCAUCCAAGUCAACUUCCUCUCCGGCGCACUCCUCUCUCUCCUCUUCCUCCCCCUCCUCAAGUCCUCCCCAGCCAACCCC
Fusarium tjaetaba is the source of this 555-nucleotide messenger RNA. Its product is annotated as WW domain protein. The record is from RefSeq and is a predicted model, not a curated record. The transcript is spliced from 2 exons. Lineage: Eukaryota; Fungi; Ascomycota; Sordariomycetes; Hypocreales; Nectriaceae. The annotation marks the transcript as partial.